This is a messenger RNA of Ziziphus jujuba (common jujube), 2042 nucleotides long. RefSeq names its product receptor-like protein kinase FERONIA. Bases 1 to 1725 code for a protein of 574 amino acids. Gene Ontology annotation, molecular function: ATP binding; transmembrane receptor protein tyrosine kinase activity. The record is from RefSeq and is a predicted model, not a curated record. NCBI's taxonomy places the organism in Eukaryota, Viridiplantae, Streptophyta, Magnoliopsida, Rosales, Rhamnaceae. The transcript has a single exon. Gene Ontology annotation, biological process: protein autophosphorylation. Gene Ontology annotation, cellular component: plasma membrane; plasmodesma.
AUGAAUCCAGAUCCUCAUGUUAGCUUGAAGCAGAAUCUGACAUGGCGUUUCCCAGUUGAAGUUGGCUUUCUUUACCUUGUAAGACUUCAUUUUUGUGAAACUCAACUGGAGGUGACGGAAUCGAACCAAAGGGUAUUUUUCAUCUUCCUCAACGAAAUGAUUGCCGAGGAAGAAAUGGAUGUUAUUUUUCUCAGCGGUGGUUCCAAAAUUUCUCUUUACAGAGACUACCUCGUCUCGGUCCAAGAUCAAACACAUGGUAGGCUGGCCAAUCUAACACUCCAAUUGCACCCUAACAUGAAAAACAAACCAAAGUACGCCAACGCAAUUUUGAACGGCGUGGAAAUAUUCAAGUUGAACAAAUCCGAUGGUAGUCUAGCUGGGCCAAAUCCUGAAGCACCAGUAGUUAACACAAAUCCAAAACCAUGGUUACCAGAGAAGAAAAACAAUAAAGGGUCAUGGCCGAUUAAAGCUGUUAUCACGGCUGGAGCGGUGGUUACUACUUUCCUACUCGCUCUUUCAGUGAUAUGGUUCCUCGUCAAACUAAGAAGAAAACAGACGGUCCCACUAACAAUUUCGACGGUAACCUCACUUCCAUCCGAUAUUUGUCGUCGCUUUUCUCUAGCCGAGAUCAGAGCGGCUACUAACAACUUUGAUCAUCAACGUAUCAUUGGACUUGGAGGAUUUGGUAACGUGUAUAAAGGAUACAUUGAUGAUCAGACUACCAAAGUAGCAAUAAAACGGCUAAAAUCGAUGUCGAAACAAGGGGCCCAGGAGUUCAGGACCGAGAUUGAGAUGCUCUCAAAGCUACGACAUGUUAAUCUCGUGUCUUUGAUUGGUUACUGCGACGAUGAAAGUGAGAUGAUACUUGUUUACGAGUACAUGGCCCGCGGGACCCUCCGUGAUCACCUGUACCAAACUGAGAACCCUUCCCUUCCAUGGAAGCAACGCCUCCAGAUUUGUAUUGGUUCAGCCCGAGGGUUGCAUUACCUUCACACGGGUGCGAAGCACAUGAUCAUUCACCGUGACGUGAAAUCAACCAAUUUACUCCUAGACGAGAAAUGGAUGGCCAAGGUUUCGGAUUUCGGGUUGUGCAGGACGGGUCCCACAGAUUCGUUAAACAGCCACGUCUCCACCGGCGUGAAGGGUAGUUUUGGUUACUUGGAUCCGGAGUAUUGUCGGAGGCAGCAGUUGACUGAGAAAUCCGACGUGUACUCGUUUGGAGUGGUGCUAUUGGAAGUGCUCUGUAGCAGGCCUGCAUUGGGCCGAAGCCUACCCAAGGAGCAAGUGGGCUUAGCAAAUUGGGCCCUAACAUGCUAUCAAAAUGGGGCCGUUGAUCAGAUCGUGGACCCAAAACUGAUGGAGCAGAUUGCACCGGUUUGUUUGAAAAAAUUUGUAGGGAUCGCGGUGAGUUGCGUGGAUAAUGAAGGAAUCAAACGGCCUUCAAUGGAGGAUGUGGUUGGGGGUCUCGAGUUUGCGCUGCAGCUACAAGAAACUGCUGAGAAGUGCAUCAAUGCUGAAGAUGAUCAGGUGCAGGCGAGCCCAUAUGAGGAACGUGUGAGCGAGUUGUUCGGUGAUUCAAGCAAAAGCAAGUCGGAUCAAGGGUGGAGUAUUGGGACUUCAACAGAUACUAGUAAUGUUGAUGGCGGGAGUUCGAUGAGUGCAGGUAAUUUGAUGUCUGGGUCUGAGUCCGUGUUCUCUGUCGUCGAGACCCAGGAAGGACGGUGAGUAACUAUAUAUAUAUAUAUAUACAUAGCUAUUUCAAAAGUUGAGUUGUGCUGUUCCUGUUCCUGUUUCUAUUCCUUUUCCUUAUGUCAGGUUAAUGUUUUGAUCUAUGAAAUUAAUUGGAAAAUUGUGAAAAUGUUCUUUAUUUCAAAUUCCAAGAUAUCUAUAUGCAUAUUAAUUUAAUUUAGUAUGUUGUGUUUCUGAAACAAAUAAAUACUUGGGUCCAUUGAACAUUUGUAACGUGCCUAAUUGUUACUAAAGGCCCAUAUUCUAGAAAAUGGGUAAAAAGAUCUAAUUUUAGAAUUGCGUAUAUGGUAUAG